AUAUAUUUAGCUUGUUAGUGGUGUUUGCUAAAGAAUUAUUACUAUUACUUAAUACCCCUAAAUACUAGGGGUAUUGCUUAAUACCCCUAAAAUACUUAACUUUGGCAUGCAAUUUGUCUGUUUUGCACUAUAAGUGACAUGGAAUGUUAAAGAGAGUGUGCUGUUACUUUUCUAAGUGAUUAGAUUAACGAUUUUGCCUGCAAGAUGUUAAAACGCAUACACUUAAGGAAGGAAACUUGCCAGAAUGUCUUGCCUUAUGGGUGGAUACUAUCGAGCCAGAAGACAAUAACUCAGUACACCCUAGCAACCACUUAACAACUUCCUAGAAACCACUCAGAACGUGUUAGCAUCAUGGGAAAGGCUGGAAACUUAAUCAUGGGAACUUUUGUUAUGAUUUCUUCUGAAAACAAAAUUUGAUUACAACUACCUGGGAUAGUAAAAUACAUUUAUUUCAUACUAAUUUUAGUUAAAAGCUGUUAACAUAUUUACUGACAUAUCGCUUAUGACUAAACUUUAAGUGGAGUACCACUUGUGCACAAUACACAUUUCUUAAUAUUGAGUCUAAAAUGUGUUUUUAUGUCACUAUUGAUGAAGAUUGUAUGACCUUCGAAUAACAUCGGUCUUUAAAUGCAAGAUAUUUAAAGUGUACCUAAAGUAUUUUCCCAAUUAUUUCACUUAGCAAAAUCAGAUAUCCUUCAGUUUAUCUUUAACUGGACUUAAGCACUACUAUAGUGCAUUAAGUACAUUUUAUGUAAUUGAUUAAUUGAUUAUUAGUUAUCACAUAUCAAUAUUUUAAUGCAGUUGAAUCAUAACAUCUCAGAACUCAGUUAGGUUUCUGCUGGCCAUACAGGAUAGUUUGCAAAUGAUACUUGCUCUUUACAGGGAUUUUCCAUUUAAUGCAAAUGAUACUUGCUCUUUACAGGGAUUUUCCAUUUAAUGUUCUCUAUGACAAUGUCUGUUACGUAAUAGAGGACUUCCCUUCUGUCUCUGUGGACAAUAGUCAAGAGUGUCUGAAAUGUUUUAGCUUGCAUGUGAUAGCAUUGGAAUGAGUGAGUAGGUGGACGGCUACAUGUGGCCGGCUGUGAUAAUAGUAUGGUAAAAGAAUGAGGCAUAUUCCUCCACUGAUUCCUAGUGUGGCUUAAAAUGUGCAAGGUAUUUAUCCCUCUGAAGCAUACAAAAUGAAUCUUUUUACUUCAAAACAAUGACACAUAAUAAUCCCAGGUGUUUAUAUUGCAUCAAAACAGCGUAUUCUGACAGAGUUCUGACAUCACUGCAAUAAAAGAUAAUAUUCGUACAGUAGGUAAAUCAGGCAUGUUGACUGUACCAGGUAAACACAGAAUGUUACUUUAACGUUAGUUUAUGGUUUCCCUUGGAAAACCAAUAAAUACUGUUCUUUUAUUUAGCCAUUAUUUUUAUAAAUGAAAAUUUGAUGAGUGGACCAAACAUUGCUGGGAGUGUUGUCAUAUAAAUUCCACAAUAAUAUAAACAGGUCAGACAUAUUGAAUUGUCUGAAACGGUCUAAAGUAAUUGCCAGUGAUGCUUUGGAUGCACCCUCAAUGGGUAAAAUGACUUUUUGUAGCGCACAUAAUCAUGCUUCAGAUGGUUAAGUAUUUAAAAUGGGUGUCAAGAGUUCAAGAGUGCUUGUGAUGCUCCAAACGGAGGGACUACAGUGUGUGUGUGUGUGUGUGAUUUUGCACAGCUGACUCUAAAGAGGAAGUGGUAGCGCACCAGAACAAGCAAAGUGCUGAGUUGCCAUGGUAACUUGGGAUGCAGGGUUCCCUCAAUUUCCAUUAUUCCCAAGUGGAUCUGCUUCACAGUGUCCAUGGCAACCACUUACAACCAAUGGAGUUCCGCUCUCUCUCUCUCUCUCUCUCUCUCUCUCUCUCCCUCUCUCCCUCUCCUCACUGUCUCUGUCAAACUCUCUCAUCCUGUUAUUUUAUCUUGAUUUGUGGUAAAAUGUCAUCUCCAUGCUUACAUAAAGACUUGACACUUUGACAUUAUGAGCCACAAAUGCACACUUUGAGCACUUACUAGUAUGCAGGGUUGUGAGGCCGGCGUGUUGAGCAGAACGCACACACACUCACACACACACACUCUCCCGGAGCAUGCCUAUCAGUCCACCUGCCGACGGCAAACAUGAGGCUCUCGACCGGCCGCGGCAACAACACACUCCUACCAACGGUAAUCACGGGGAUGACAGCAUUCGGAGCUCUCCUGGGACUAAAUCUAGCUCCGACCCUAUGGAGGAUCUCCACGGAAAUGCAGUUGUCAUCCGCAUCGGAAUCCCUGAUCUGCAGCAAACGAAAUGCCUGCGAUUGGACCUUGAGGCUCCAGUGUGGGUUUGUAAGCAGCGAGUUCUGGUCACUCUGACACAAAGCCUGACCGAUGUGCUUAACUAUGGCCUCUACCUCCCUGCCUUUAACGGGCGCGCCGGAAAGUUCCUUGAUGAGGAGAGAUUGCUCAGGGAGUAUCCGUUCCCUACGGUCACACCUGUACCAUACCUAGAGUUCCGUUACAAGAGGCGUGUUUACACUCAGAGCUAUGUAGAUGACAAGCAACUGGCCAAACUACACACCAAGGCCAAUCUAAAGAAGUUUAUGGAGUAUGUUCAACAAAGGUGUGUGGACAAGGUCUGCAGGUUCCUGGAGAAAGGGCUGGACCCCAACUUUCAUGAUGCUGAUAGUGGGGAAUCUCCUCUCACUCUCGUGGCCCAGCUGGACACUUGUGCCGAUCUGAUUAAGGUGUUAAGGAGCGGAGGAGCCCAUCUGGACUUCAGAACCAGAGACGGCCUCACGGCGCUGCACAAAGCGGUCCAAACGCACAACCAUGUAGCAUUGACUACAUUGUUGGAUCUGGGGGCGUCUCCGGACUAUAAAGACAGUCGUGGGCUCACCCCCCUCUAUCACAGUGCAAUGGUUGGUGGAGAUCCAUACUGCUGCGAGCUGCUGCUGUACGAUCACGCCCAGCUGGGCUACAGUGAUGAGAACGGCUGGCAGGAGAUCCAUCAGGCUUGUCGUCAUGGAAACGUGCAGCACCUUGAGCACCUGUUAUUCUAUGGAGCGGAGAUGAGCGCUCAGAAUGCCUCAGGAAACACAGCACUACACCUGUGUGCCCUCUACAACCAGGAAGGCUGUGCUAGAGUUCUCCUGUUUCGAGGAGCAAAUAAAGAAAUCAAGAACUACAACAACCAAACAGCAUUUCAGGUUGCUAUCAUCGCAGGGAACUUUGACCUGGCAGAAAUCAUCAAGAUUCAUAAAACCUCAGAUGUUGUGCCUUUCAGGGAGACCCCUUCUUAUUCGUCUCGACGGCGUGCGGUCUGCGUAUCACCACGUCGCUCUCUGCUGCGAUCGGCCAGUGAUAACGCUCUAGAUGAGAGUCUGCCAGCUCCCUCUCCGGCCCCCUCACUUCGCAGCCUGCCCCCGCUGGAGCCCGACGACACCACCUCGUCCCAGCGCAGCCCCCAGGCUGCUCACACUCACACACGUAGCCUCAGGAGACACACCCGCUCAGGAGGACACCUCAGCCCUGGCAGUCCUGUACAGAGAGAUCCGAGUCCUCCUGCCGUGUCUCGAGGGCCCAAGCGACGGCUGUACAGUGCGGUGCCCGGCCGAACCUUCAUCGCUGUCAGCUCCCACACUCCACAGGGCGAGGGUGAGAUCACACUCAACCGAGGAGAGAGGGUCAAAGUGCUAAGCAUAGGUGAAGGUGGAUUCUGGGAAGGCUCAGUUAAAGGACGAACUGGCUGGUUUCCUGCCCACUGUGUAGAGGAAGUCCAGAUGAGACAAUAUGACCCACGACUUGAGACAAGAGAGGAUCGCACCAAGAGACUUUUCAGGCACUACACUGUUGGCUCCUACGACAACUAUACCUCUUACAGUGAUUAUGUUAUAGAAGAAAAAAGUGCAACGUUGCAGAAGAGAGACAGCGAAGGAUUCGGCUUUGUGCUUCGGGGAGCUAAAGCUGAGACACCCAUAGAAGAGUUCACACCUACUCCUGCUUUUCCUGCCCUGCAAUAUCUGGAGUCUGUGGAUCUGGAAGGGGUGGCGUGGAGGGCAGGGUUAAGGACUGGAGAUUUCCUCAUAGAGGUAAAUGGGGUGAGCGUAGUCAAGGUGGGACAUAGGCAGGUGGUAUCACUGAUUCGGCAAGGUGGAAGUCGGCUAGUAAUGAAGGUGGUGUCUGUCACACGCAAACCUGACACUGGAGACGUCAUCCGCAAGAAAGCCCCACCACCUCCCAAAAGAGACCCAAGCACCAGCCUGACCCUGCGCUCAAAAAGCAUGACUGCAGAACUGGAGGAGCUGGCGUCAAGGAGAAGGAGGGGAGAGAAGUUGGAUGAGAUGUUGAGUUCGCCCAAAGAACCGGUUGUAGUGAUGAGGCCACGUCCUCCGGAUUCAGACUCCAGAGCAGCCACUGUGAAACAGAGACCAACAAGUCGCCGCAUCACACAGGCUGAGAUCAAUUCUCUGUUAGAGAGGCAGGGUUUGCCAAUAAGUUCCCUGGCUGUGGACAAAAGUCACAUGCAGCUGCCUCGGGGAAUGUCAAGAACCAAGUCAUUUGGUGCUCCUGAAGAUGAAAGAAUUUCAGCCUUGAUUGGAGAGCAUCGCUUUCCGAGAAGCUCCUCGAUGACUGACAGCUUUAGACAAGAUAGUAUUCCGCCCCCUCCACAGACAGCUCCUCCACCACCUCCAACUCCCUACUUCCUAGAUUCCGGGCCACCACCGUCCUUUCAUCCACCUCCGCCCCCUUCUCGCGCUGCCAACCAGAGCCGUUCAAGCUUCCGCCCAGGGGCGGAGCCCAAACUCCAUGGCCCAGUCACGACAGACCGCCAGCGAAAAACACGCUCCAUGAUCAUUCUUCAGGACACCACCCAUUUGCCAGUGGAGCCUGCCCCUAUUGCAAGACCACAAACGCCUACCUCUGGAGUGGUUCCACCUGAACGUGGCCGUAGGCGUGGACCACCUGUGGAGAAUCCGUAUGCUAACGUAGGUCGUCUAAGUGCAGUCUAUACUCCUACCAAGCCCCAGCGUAGAAAGAGUCAAUUAGUCAAACAAGGACCAGUUGAGGAGGGAGCUGCUACAACUAGUAGAGACCCCUCUCCUUUGGGAGGGUCACGGAUUCCCCACAGUAGCCGAGCAGAGCAGUUCCAACAGCAAGUUCUCUCUGAGAGAGCUAGAAUUACACCUCCAGGUGCCCGACGCAGACCCAGCGUUUUCCUAUCUGUAGAAGGAGGCACGACUGAGCCGCAAACAACCCCAUUACUUUCUCAGUCCCACUCAGUGGAUGAGUUGGCCGAGCUGCCUCCACCUGCACCAAUGCUUUCCCCUGGCCCACCACCAGGAGGCACCACUUUUAUACACCCUCUAACAGGUCGACCACUGGAUCCUUCCUCACCACUAGCACUUGCACUGGCUGCACGAGAACGUGCCCUUAGUGGCCGGAAUACACCCACUCCUACACCUUCGCCCACACCUUCGCCCACUCAAGGUCGAGCAGUUGAAAGGCCAGAGACAGAAGGAGGAGCGACACCACCUGCUCCUCUUGAGGCUCCUCCAUCAAAUUCCUGGAGAGACGAACCGGUUAGCAUCACAGAAACGGCAAGCCAAGUGACUAGCGGUAGCCCUGGGUCUGGACGAAGCCUGGAAGAGGUACUUGUCCCGCCAAACGUGCAAGGUGUCCAACCUGCACUGUUGGAUACAGAACAUACCCCACCGACAGUCCCACCCACUCUACCUUCCCCUGCCCCUACCCUCUCAAAUCUGACUGCUCGAAGUCUGACUAUGAGCUCUGAGGAGGACGCGGAGCCUUACACAGUGACACUUCCCCCUGCAUUGCUCUCGUCCAGUGAUGAGGAAACCAGAGAGGAGCUUCGGAAGAUAGGCCUCGUGCCGCCCCCUCAACCAUUCUCUAAUGGCCUUCUAAUUAAAGAAACACCCAAAGCCACUUUAAGUAUUUCACCUAGUGGAUCACGGCCAUCCAUUGCAAAGACCUCCUCUGGUAAAGCAAGUGAUUCUACGGCAGACUCUGGUGUUGAAGACCCACAUAUGGAGACCACCAGUACGGUUUCUACAGUCUCCAGCAUGUCCACUUUGUCUUCGGAGAGCACAGACUCCACUCAUGCUAGUAAACCACGUUCAGGGUUGGGGCGUGGUCGCCCCGCCCAUCUCAGGGACCCACUGCUUAAACAGUCAUCAGACAGUGAGCUGCUUCCACACCCACCCAGCACAGGCCCCAGCCGUCCACGCUACCUAUUCCAAAGACGUUCCAAACUCUGGGGGGAAGAGCCCCGGGGCCAGAUGGGUGGGUCUGAUGAAAGUCGGCCUGCUGCAAUGGGGGCAGAGUUGCUAAGCAAAGACACUCAUUCACUGGGUGAGGAGCCACCGAUGGGAGCACCUCUUGACCCUGGCAGGAGAUCACCUGUGGGAGGUGCCAGAUGUGAGGAGAAUGGAGAAGAGAGUAAAUCACUCUUUAGUAGUUUAGGGGAGCUUCACACCAUCUCUCAGCGAAGUUACGGCACCACUUUCACAAUCCGUCCUGGCAGCCGAUACCCAGUGUCCCGUAGGACUCCAAGCCCUGGAGCCACACCAGAACGGAGUGAACAGCUGGGGCCUGUCCGUACAUUCGGCCCUCAUCACCAUCAUCACACAAUCCUCAAGUCUUCUAGCCUAAGUUUGCCCCAGGAGCCCAAAGAGGUGCGUUUCGUCAUGAGGAGCGCCAGCGCUCGAGCCCGCAGCCGUUCUCCAUCCCCCUCUCCGUGCGCCUCCCCCUGCCCUUCACCUGUACUGGGAGCCCCACUCCUGGCCCUGCGGCCAUUCAGGCAGCGCCCCCUAGCACUGUGGAGUAAGUAUGACGUGGGAGAGUGGCUAGAGAGUGUGGGACUAGGAGAACAUCGUGCCCGUUUUUUGGAGCAUGAGAUUGAAGGCGCCCACCUGCCUGCACUGACCAAGGAUGAUCUGGCAGAAUUAGGGGUGACGCGGGUGGGACACCGAAUGAACAUCGAACGUGCACUGAAGCAGCUGCUGGAGAGUUGAGGAGAGCCAAAAUGUAGGAUGUAGUCCCAUCACAAAAUACAUUUUUACCAUUGAAAUUUCAAAUUAUUUGCAUUUAAAUAGUAUUAUUUAAGUCUAACACCAUAGAUUCCAACUCAUUUUUUUAACAUUGCUCAGCCCUUAUAUAAUAUAGAUUUUACCCAAACACCAACAAUUUAACUCCCACAAAACCCACCAUGUUUCUUUACUAGUUUGCCACCUACUAAGAGUAAAAAUAACAUGCUGGACAGGAGGGUGGACCUACUGCGCAAUAUCUGCUAUUUACAGCUACAGGUCUAAGAAAAUCUAACUGGCCAUGUUUUUAACUGGGUCUUCUGCACAAUAACAAAUGAUAUUGCCAGCAAGCAGCCAUUUCCUUCAUUUGCCAUGUUUUACAAUCAAAUGAUGAUGAAGGUGUGGCAAUCGUACAGACCAUCUGGAUUUGUGUGCAUUUCCUGCUUCCAGGAGAGGGACUUCUGAAUUUUAGAGAGCAGCGUCAACUUGAAUGCAAAGGGAAAGGAAAGAGCAGAAACGUCUCCUGUAAACAAUGCCAAUGCUUCCAAGUGCCCGGUAUUUACAGUAUGUUCACGGACCAUCUUGCAACUCAAUAGUAGAUAGCCAUGUUAAUGGUGAUUAUAAGAUGCGUUGCAGUAACUGGACUUGACAUGUGACUGCAACAUGUCCAAGUAAGAAAGGAUCUGACAAUCUGCCCUAAACCAGGAGAAUAAAACUUCUCCCAAUACAAUACAAGUGUGGCCUUGAGGUAAUACUGCCGCCAUCUAAAAUUUGUUAAAGAUAGAUAUUUUCAGUCACUACAUUCAGUUUUAUAUGUAUAUGAUAUAUAUGGAGUUAUAUAUUAAAAAAAGAAGAAUGUAUGAGAGUAAGGUGAGAUAUACUUGUCUUAUGCCCUGUGAGAUUGUGUCAUAUUUGGUCUUACUUUAUAUUUGUUAUUUUAUUUGUCAACUAUCAACCAAUACCCUAACAUGAACACAGUUACUCUUUUUUCCCCAUGGUAUAACUUGUGAUUUGUGAGUUAUAAACACAUAAUCUUUAGACUAGUUCAUGGUCAUUUAUUUAAGAAUUUCAUAAUUACGGACGAACCUUUUUUGUCUAUUAUAAAUAAAUCCUCAUUAGGACUGUAUGUAGAAUAACUGUUUCGUUUAAACAGAUGAUUUGAAAUGCUAUGGGUUGUAGGAAUAUAUUUGUUACCUUUUGUAAAUGAUAACUCAGCAUCAGUCGAUCAUUUCAUGCUGAUCAAUUUGUGAAUUCAAGACGUAACAAUGUUUCUUUGCCAUGAUUUGGUUAUGUAUUGUGCAAUUACUCAUUAAGGAUUUAAUUCCUAUCAAGUCUUUCAGUUUAGAACAAUAUGAGCAAAAUAUGCUACAGUACCUAAGGGCUUUUAACAUAAAUAAAUUAAAUUGUUAUUAAACAUGUUUUAAUGCAACUGCUAAACUGGUGAAUUUGUCUGAUCCCCAGUUAUAAGCAAGUCUACAACUAAAAGUAAUAAUGUGACACAUUGGCAAAAACAAAGCUUGUGUUUAUGGGCCUUAAAAAGCAGUGUCUCCCUGACCAUAAUGACCUGGGAACAUUUUCUGUUUCUAGUAAAAAUGUGAAAUUGUCUUCUAGUACAACCAAAUUACUAAACGUAAUCUGAUUACAAGUAUAUCUACUGUGAAUAUAGUUAUUUUUCUCAAUUUCUCAUUUUAAGAUCCCCGAGAUUUUCAUAUAAUCAAGCAAAUGUUGAGAUUAUAUUGUUUCAAAAAUUAUCUGGUAAUUAGCUUGACUGGUUUGUUGUGUUUGGUAAGCUGGAACAGUAGGUGUUGCUUAGGUUUAUACACUUAACUAACAGUUUAACUUUGCCAGCUGAGGAGAAGAAUCCUCACACUUGUCUCCUCCAGUUGGUCAAUUUGCACAAAGAUGUGGGUGCUACUGUUUAUAAGCCAUCUGCAUAAAAUAUUACUGUACUUCCCUCAUCUGUCCCUUUCCUUCUCCCUCUCAUCCGAUCCUCACACAUUUAAGCUCUCAAACACAAUUUAAUUAAUUAAUUACUGGCGUAAGAGAAGGGUGGCAGCCAUGUUCUUUUAGUUUACCACUUUUAAGAGCCCUUUCUUCUGUUGUUGACUUUUUUUUUUUUUUGUAUUCUUUGUUGGAUGAAGUGAUGAGGAUCAAGCUUUUGGCCGUUUGCUUUAAAAUGAGAAAAUGUACACAAAAAUAUAAUUUGACUUGUCUGUUAUUAAAGAUCAUCUCUCAGGCUGUGGGUAUUAAUCAAAGAAUACAUAGUUCUGUGGAGAAAAAGAUU
Messenger RNA from Carassius gibelio (silver crucian carp), 9324 nucleotides. It is a transcript of the gene shank3b, whose product is annotated as SH3 and multiple ankyrin repeat domains 3b. Gene Ontology annotation, molecular function: ionotropic glutamate receptor binding; synaptic receptor adaptor activity. The record is from RefSeq and is a predicted model, not a curated record. Lineage: Eukaryota; Metazoa; Chordata; Actinopteri; Cypriniformes; Cyprinidae. Bases 2106 to 7028 code for a protein of 1640 amino acids. The transcript has 24 exons. Gene Ontology annotation, cellular component: postsynaptic density; dendritic spine; postsynaptic membrane.